AUGACUACUCCUGCCGACGCUCCUGCUAACCUUCCACCUGUUCAGGAUAAGGCCCCCGUCAAGGACAGGGUAGCUGCCUUCGAAACCAUCUUCUGGUCCAGGCCACCCUUCCUGAGCGGAGUCUACCCGAUCGACAAGUCUGGAUAUCGGCUCUACUAUGGCGGAGAACACAACCCCCGCUGCAUCAACCUAGCUAACGCCUCGGAGGCUGAUUUGCAGGCUCUGUCCGAUGCAUGUCAACCAGCGUCCUUUGGACUGAACAACGCCGACGUGUACGACGAGAGCUAUCGCCUAGCUAGGAAGAUGGACUCGAGCGACUUUGCCACCAAGUUCGACCCGGAGGACUCGGGGCUUCUAGAGCUGAUCACGGCCGACUUCCUGGGUUGCGGUUCCGACGUCAAGUCGAGGUUCAUCUGCGAGCUUUACAAACUCAAUGUCUAUGGCAAAAACUCGUUCUUCAAAGCGCACAAGGAUACCCCGCGUAGCGAUACCAUGAUUGGAUCUCUCGUCGUCGUCUUUCCGACCCCUCACGAGGGCGGCGCUCUUGUUCUGCGCGAGAAAGACAGGGAAUGGACGUUUGACUCCGCGACGGAAGUCCUCAAAGACGGCGACCCCAAACUCGGCUUCGUCGUCUUCUACUCCGACGUCGAACACGAAGUCACCAAAGUGACCUCUGGCCACCGAGUCACCCUGACGUAUAACCUGUACUUCAAUGCCAAGUCUACCGCCGCCUCGCUCAAGCUUCUCCGCCAGCCCAAUCUUCCCGCUAACCUCAACAUCUCCAAAGUCGGCCUCGAGCUCAGAUCAAUGCUCCUCGACUUCCUGAUGCGCUCGGACUUCCUCCCCUCUGGCGGCUUCAUCGGCUUUGGCCUCCGCUUCUCGUACCCUCUGAGCAACAAGACGCCUCUGGACGCAUUAGCCAACAACCUCAAGGGCUGCGACGCAAUGCUCAAGGUUGUCUGCGACGAGCUGGGUCUGGGCAACAAACUCUACGCGCAUUACAAAUGCUUCGCCGGUGAUGAAUGGGGCAAAAAGCGGCUGUUCGUCAUGCGCAACACGUUCCUCGAGUCUCAUGACGGCAGGGAGUACGACAAGGACAUCAGUAAAAUUUAACUUGUCUAUGGGGUGCUGAGUAGGCGUUGUAGAUGCGGUAGCCACGUUGACAAGUACCCUUUUAUGCGG
Molecule: messenger RNA, 1182 nt
Organism: Schizophyllum commune H4-8
Lineage: Eukaryota; Fungi; Basidiomycota; Agaricomycetes; Agaricales; Schizophyllaceae
Exons: 3
Coding region: 1-1113 (370 amino acids)
Molecular function (GO): L-ascorbic acid binding; oxidoreductase activity, acting on paired donors, with incorporation or reduction of molecular oxygen; iron ion binding
Source: RefSeq, a predicted model, not a curated record